This is a messenger RNA of Osmerus eperlanus (European smelt), 1124 nucleotides long. RefSeq names its product tyrosine kinase receptor Cad96Ca-like. The coding region runs from base 28 to 903 and encodes 291 amino acids. The record is from RefSeq and is a predicted model, not a curated record. Gene Ontology annotation, molecular function: ATP binding; non-membrane spanning protein tyrosine kinase activity. Lineage: Eukaryota; Metazoa; Chordata; Actinopteri; Osmeriformes; Osmeridae. Gene Ontology annotation, biological process: protein phosphorylation; regulation of Fc receptor mediated stimulatory signaling pathway; adherens junction organization. The transcript is spliced from 8 exons.
UCUUUCUUCAAUAAGCAUGAACUGUGCAUGCAGGUGCUCCUCAAAGCGGGCAGAGAGGGAGUGUACUAUAAGGCCAAAAUGUUACAUAGUACGUGUAAGGGAUACACUAACGUAACCUGCAAAUUAAUAAAGGAAGCUGUACCAAAGAAGAAGAUCGAGAGAGAGGUGAAGAUCUUGAGGACGUUGGGAACACACAAGAACCUGCUUCAACUGUUGGACUGGAAUAUCACUGACACUCCAUACACAUUGAUCAUGGAGUCAGUGAACUGUGGGACCUUGCGCAGCUUCCUCCAAGUCAACAAGGAGCGGCUGAAGAGAGAGAGUAACCUGCAGACCCUCCUGACCACAGUAGCGUAUCACAUCGCCCAUGCCAUGCUUCACCUGAGCUCCAAACUGGUGAUCCACUGUGACCUGGCCCUGAGGAACAUCAUGGUCAACAGUUUCCCCUCUGAGGUGAAACUGACAGAGUUUGGCCUGGCCAGAGACCUCACCUACAUGAGGAGCCGUCGUGGGAUUCAAAAAGGCGUCGACAAGAACAAAGUACCUCUACGCUGGUAUCCUCCUGAGUUCUUCCAACACAAAACCUACAGCUUCAAAGGAGAUGUCUGGUCCUAUGGAAUUCUUCUGUGGGAGAUGGAAACUUUUGGUACCUUGCCGUAUCCAGAUAUGGCCACUCCUGAUGAAGUGAUACGUAACGUCUGCUCAGGAUACAGGAACAUAGAUCCAGAGUCUUGCAGGCCAGAAAUAUGCCAAUUGAUGAGAUCUUGCUGGCUGGAUCCCUUCAGUCUUAGGCCCUCUUUUAAAGACAUUGUCAGGGUCCUGGAGAACAUUCUGGAAGAUGAUCAUGAUUAUGUGAAACUGGAAAGCAUUGACCAGGCCUUUUUUGUGAGGGGUGAUCGGUGAAUGUUUUUGUCCAAGCUUGCACUUAUUUAAGGAAAAUGUACUGAUAGGCUACAGUAGAUUACCUUAAGUGCACACUUGCAAAUGCUUUCACUAAUAUAUUAAUUUUUUAUAAUAUCUAUUUUAUUUCCUAAAUAAAUCUGUAAUGGACACCGUUUGUUUAGUUAUUGAUUACUUAAUGGGGAACGAUUACAUUGCUGAACUUAAUUUUACCCCAUAAUUAU